AUGGUGAGUUGGUGGUUAACUACGGUUAUUCUUAUUGCUGCAUAUACAGCAAAAUUGGCAGCAUUUAUGACAGUCCAGAAUAUGAAACAAGAAGUUAAUUCUUUUGAAGAUUUAGUGAAAUUGAAUACAAUUUCAUUUGGAACUCUGGGUAAUUCUUAUGCUGAGUACUUCUUUGUAAACAGUCACUACGAAAUGCAUAAAAUAGCUUACAAAAUGAUGAGAAAGCAAAAUACAUUCACAAACGACACUGCUGUGGGCAUAGAGAGAGUUAGAGCAUCGUAUUAUUUGCCAGAAGGUCACAAAGAUCGUUUCGCUUUUAUAUAUGAUUCUCCAGUUGUGGAUUACGCUUCUAUGCUGAGGCCGUGCAAUGUCGAACGAGUUGGAAGACUUUCUGGAUUACAAAAUUACGAUAUUGGCUUGCCUAAAGGUUCUCCAUUUGAGAAGCCAUUUACAUCAUCUAUUUUAAAGCUAAGAGAAGAAGGAUAUAUAGAUUUUUUAAAUAAAAGAUGGUUUAUCAAUAAUUGUCCAGAUAACAGAGUGGGAAGCGAAGAACAUCAAAUGGAUAUUAACAAUUUAGCUGGAGUGUUUCUGUGUUAUUUGGGAGGGCUUUUUGUUGCUCUCUUGGUAGGCCAAGAAGAGCUCCAGCGAGGCGAAGAAGAGCAGGCACGUCAACUGAAGGAACUGCAUGCCACGAUUGGUAGAUUUAAAGGUAAUCAAGGAGCAGGUUGA
Messenger RNA from Centruroides sculpturatus (bark scorpion), 729 nucleotides. Its product is annotated as glutamate receptor 4-like. The coding region runs from base 1 to 729 and encodes 242 amino acids. The record is from RefSeq and is a predicted model, not a curated record. Gene Ontology annotation, cellular component: plasma membrane. Lineage: Eukaryota; Metazoa; Arthropoda; Arachnida; Scorpiones; Buthidae. The transcript is spliced from 6 exons. Gene Ontology annotation, molecular function: signaling receptor activity; ligand-gated monoatomic ion channel activity.